AUGCCGGAGCUCGUAGGUUCCGUUGACGCUGGUACCACCAGUGUGCGAUUCAUGGUCUUUGACGAAUACGCCAAGGUGAUCGCCUCUCACCAGAUGGAGUUCAACCAGUACUACCCACACCCCGGUUGGCACGAGCAGGACGCACACGAGAUCAUCGACUGCGUCUAUCAGUGCAUCGACAAGACCCUCGUCAAGCUCGAAAAAGGUGGCCAGUACAACAAGGCCGACGUUAAAGUCAUCGGUGUCACCAACCAGCGAGAAACUACGGUGGUUUGGGAUAAAAACACCGGCAAAGCCCUCACCCGUGCUAUCGCCUGGCCAGACGCACGAACCACCUCCACCAUCCGCCAACUCGAAGCCAAGAGCGACAAAGGUGUAGACGCUGUCAGGCAAGAGACCGGUCUCCCUCUCUCCACCUAUUUCGCUUCGGUCAAGCUGCGAUGGAUGCUCGACAACCUGCCCCAAGUCCGCAAGGCACACGACGACAAGCAGAUGCUCUUUGGUACCGUCGACAGCUGGAUCGUCUACAAUCUCACCGACAAGCAGGUGCACAUUACCGACGCUUCCAACGCUUCGCGAACCAUGUUCAUGGACCUCCGUGCCCAAAAGUGGGACCAGAAGCUGUGCGAUUUCUUCGGCGUCGAUAUGGACAUUCUGCCCGAAAUCAAGAGUUCGUCGGAAGUGUACGGCAAGAUUGCUCACGGUGAACUCAAGGGAAUUGAGAUCGCAGGUAUUGUGGGAGACCAGAUGGCUGCGUUGGUAGGCAACAAGUGUUUCACUCCAGGAGAGGCCAAGAAUACCUAUGGCACCGGUGCUUUCUUGCUCUACAACACCGGCGAGAAGGUCGUUUCCUCGAAAAACGGUUUGCUUUCCACUAUCGCCUACAAGGCAGGCCCUGAUGCACCGGUCCACUACGCAUUGGAAGGAUCGAUCGCCGUUGCUGGCUCAGCAGUCAAGUGGGUUCGCGACAGUUUGGGUCUCAUCAAGGAAGCUAGCGAGAUCGGCGACUUGGCUGGCCAAGUUGAGGACACGGGAGGAGUCUACUUUGUCACUGCAUUCAACGGUCUCUUCUGCCCUUACUGGGACGACACUGCUGCUGGUACGGUUGUCGGUAUCACCGCUUACACCGACAGGCGCCACUUGUGCCGUGCCACUCUGGAAUCGACAUGCUACCAAACCAAGGCUAUCCUGGAUGCCAUGUCGAAAGACUCGGGUGUCGCCCUGAAAGCAUUGCAAGUCGACGGUGGCCUCACCAACUCGGAUGUCGCGAUGCAGAUCCAGGCUGAUAUCCUUGGCAUCAAUGUCGAGCGACCUGAAAUGCGAGAGAGCACAGCACUGGGUUCCGCUCUCCUUGCUGGUUCGGCGAUCGGUCUGUUCGGUUGGGACAUUAACAAGCCAGAAACGCUCAGCAAGGUCAACAGGGCAGGAAAGCAGGUGUUUGAGCCCAAGAUCGACGAGGACAAGAGGAAGCAGCUCCUGCACGGUUGGGAGAGGGCAGUGGAGCGUGCCAAGGGCUGGAACGAGAACCCCUGA
Molecule: messenger RNA, 1533 nt
Organism: Ustilago hordei
Lineage: Eukaryota; Fungi; Basidiomycota; Ustilaginomycetes; Ustilaginales; Ustilaginaceae
Product: putative glycerol kinase
Exons: 1
Coding region: 1-1533 (510 amino acids)
Biological process (GO): glycerol metabolic process; glycerol-3-phosphate biosynthetic process; triglyceride metabolic process
Cellular component (GO): mitochondrion
Molecular function (GO): glycerol kinase activity
Source: RefSeq, a predicted model, not a curated record